This is a messenger RNA of Phyllostomus hastatus (greater spear-nosed bat), 705 nucleotides long. Its product is annotated as glyceraldehyde-3-phosphate dehydrogenase-like. Lineage: Eukaryota; Metazoa; Chordata; Mammalia; Chiroptera; Phyllostomidae. The record is from RefSeq and is a predicted model, not a curated record. Gene Ontology annotation, molecular function: NAD binding; oxidoreductase activity, acting on the aldehyde or oxo group of donors, NAD or NADP as acceptor.
AUGGCUGCUACUUGUGCUAGGCUUGGAGGUGCUCAGUCCACUGGUGAUUUCACUGCCAUGGAGAAGGCUGGGGCUCACUUGAAGGGAGGAGCCAAGAGGGUCAUCAUCUCUGCCCCUUCUGUAGAUGCCCCCAUAUUUGUGAUGAGUGUGAACCAUGACAAGUAUGACAACUCCAUGAAAAUUGUCAGCAAUGCCUCCUGUACCACUAAGUGCUGGCAAUGCCCCCCCCCACUCCCCGCCCUGGCCAAGGUCAUCCAUGACAAUUUUGGCAUCAUGGAGGGACUCAUGACCGAGGUCCAUGCCAUCAUUGCCACCCAGAAGACCAUGGAUCACCCCUCUGGGAAGCUGUGGCAGGAUGGCCGAGGGGCAGCGCAGAACACUAGCUCUGCUUCUACUGGCACUGCCAAGGCUGUGGGCAAGGUCAUCCCUGAGCUGAAUGGGAAGCUCACUGGCAUGGCUUUUGGUGUCCCCACCCCCAGUGUGUGGGUUUUGGAUCUGAUCUGCCUCCUGAAGAAAGCUGCCAAAUACGAUGAUAUCAAGAAGGCAGUAGUAAGGCAGGCAUCAGAGGGCCUCCUCAAGGGCAUCCUGGGCUAUACUGAGGAACAGGUUGUCUCCUGUGAUUUUAACAGUGACACCUACUCCUCUACCUUUGAUGCUGGGGCUGGCAUUGACUUCAAUGACCAGUUUGUGAAACUCAUUUCCUGA